AUGGGGAAAGAAACUCGAGUGAUAUACUGGUUCCGAACGGAUCUUCGACUUCACGACUCCCCGGCUUUGAAGGCAGCACUAGAUCUCCAACCUACUGCUUUUUGGCCCGUUUGGACAUGGGACCCUCAUUAUGUGUAUCGUGCGCGUGUAGGUGUUAAUAGAUGGCAAUUUCUUAUUGACUCCUUGAAUGAUGUCUCGACAUCCAUAACCAAACUCAACAAGAAGUCCAAACUAUUUCUUCUAAGAGAAGCGCCUCAGACGCUUUAUCCUAAGCUGUUUAAAGCGUGGAAAGUUACCCAUUUGGUGUUUGAGAAAGAUACAGACGCGUAUGCUCGAGAUCGAGACGCUGCUGUCAUUAAAGCCGCCAAAGAAGCAGGAGUGGAAGUCAUUGUCAAAUCUGGCAGGACGUUAUGGGAUAGUGAUGAGCUAGUCAAAAAGAAUGGAGGUAAUGCAACUAUGACCAUCACUCAGGUGCAAACCGCUGGUCCAAAAGUUGGGCCUGUUCCUAGACCAAUACCCGCUCCGAAAUCGAUACCAGAUCCCGGAGAGCUUGAAUUACAUUUUGAACAAGAACAACCUACUUCCAAACCAGACUUUAAUAGCGGUCCACGACGGCAUGAUGAUAAAUCCUACGAGAACAUAUCAGGGCCGAAUGGAGAUUUUGCAGUCCCAUCUCUCGAGGAACUUGGUAUGCAGCCAGCAACGACCAAACACAGAGGAGGAGAAUCACUUGCUCUCAAAGCUCUAUCAAAAAUAAUAGCGGACAAAAAAUACACCGCCACAUUCGAGAAACCCAAAACAGCACCCACAGAUUUCGAACCUCAAGCAACCACUCUCCUCUCACCACACCUCCACUUCGGCAGUCUAAGCAUCAGAGAAUUCUACUGGCAAGUCCAAGACACCAUCGCGUCCUACAAAGGUAAAUCAUCCGAACCACCAGUCUCCCUACUAGGCCAACUCUACUUUCGCGACAUGUACUUUGGCGCUCAAGCAGCAGGAGGUUGGUAUUACGCGCAAACCAUAAACAACCCGCACUGUCGCUUCAUUCCCUUUUCUCUCCCCGCCAAAAUAGAUCCAGACACCAAACUCAUAACCGGCGAGUUCCAAUCCACAGAUUCACAAGCAGAAGAAUGGUUCGUCCGCUGGAAAUACGGCCUCACGGGAUUCCCCUGGAUCGACGCUCUGAUGCGCCAACUCCGUCUCGAAGGUUGGAUACAUCAUCUGGGUCGCCACGCUGUAGCUUGUUUCCUUACUCGCGGCGGUUGUUUUAUCCACUGGGAGCGUGGCGCCGAAGUUUUCGAGGAAUGGCUGAUUGAUCAUGAAGUCGCUUCCAAUGUAGGGAACUGGCAGUGGUUAAGCUGCACGGCGUUUUAUUCUAUGUACUAUAGAAUGUAUUCACCCAUCGCCUUCGGCCAGAAAUGGGACCCCGAGGGUAAAUUUGUUAGGAAUUUCGUUCCGGAACUCAAGGAUCUCGAUAGGAAAUAUAUUUACGAGCCUUGGAAAGCGCCGAAAUCAGAUCUCAAGAAAGCAGGCGUCUCGUUUUUGACAACGGAUCAAAUCUUAGAUCAAGUCAACCGCUUCAAGGAAGGCCUGUCUAAUCCUACGGCUGAGGACUCAAAACAAUAUCCACGGCCGAUCUUCGAUUUUCCGGAACGUAGAGCGUUUUGUCUGGAUGCGAUGAAGAAAGCAUAUCACAUUAAUCUCUAUGGAAAUGAUCCAAAGGUUUUGGAUGGGAGUUGGAAGGAAUUGUUUGAGCAGAAGGAGGUUGCGAAGGCCGACGAGGGGAAGGUUAGUGCGGAUGAUAAUGAGGCGGCGGAGGGGGGCGAUGGGAAUGCUGGAGCAAAUGGGAAGAGGAAGAGGGGGAAGGAGAAGGGACAGGGGACGCUGGAUGGGAUGGUUAAGAGGAGUAAGAAGUAG
Molecule: messenger RNA, 1917 nt
Organism: Glarea lozoyensis ATCC 20868
Lineage: Eukaryota; Fungi; Ascomycota; Leotiomycetes; Helotiales; Helotiaceae
Product: Cryptochrome/photolyase FAD-binding protein
Exons: 2
Coding region: 1-1917 (638 amino acids)
Biological process (GO): entrainment of circadian clock by photoperiod; circadian regulation of gene expression
Cellular component (GO): nucleus; cytoplasm
Molecular function (GO): FAD binding; DNA binding
Source: RefSeq, a predicted model, not a curated record